Molecule: messenger RNA, 3100 nt
Organism: Odocoileus virginianus texanus
Lineage: Eukaryota; Metazoa; Chordata; Mammalia; Artiodactyla; Cervidae
Source: RefSeq, a predicted model, not a curated record
GAGUCAGAGGUAGCCUGAGCUCCGCCCGGACGCCCGGGGGCUCCUCCUCCUGUUCCUCACGGCGCGGCGGGCGGCGGUUGUGAGGGGAAUGUCAUUGCCGCUCCAAGCGGUGGAGCCGCCUCCGACUGCUCCUGCUCUUUCUCUGGCGCCCUCGUCCCGUCAGCUUUCGCCGUUGCCGCAGCUGCACAGAGGAGACGGAUGGCUAGAGGGGCGCAAGGGCCAUCCGAGUUGAGAGAGCAGCGGUCGCGGCCGCUGCUGAGGCGGAGACUCCCCGCCGCCGCCUCCACCCCCAGUUCCCUGGCCUCGCGGCGCUGAGGGCGGGCGCGCGCCGCGCUCUUCCCUCCUCCCUCUCCUCUUUCUUCCUCCUCCUCCUCCUCUUCCUCUGGGUCCCCGCCCAGCACCCCUCGCACCAGGCGGCGGCGGCGGCGCGGAGCGAGACCCGCCGCCGGGGCACAACAUGGCGGAGCCCUCGGCCCCGGAGAGCAAGCACAAGUCGUCCCUCAACUCGUCCCCGUGGAGCGGCCUCAUGGCCCUGGGGAACAGCCGGCACGGGCCCGGGGCCCAGUGUGCGCACAAGGCGGCGGGCGGCGCGGCGCCUAAGCCGGCCCCCGCGGGGCUGUCCGGGGGGCUGUCGCAGCCGGCCGGCUGGCAGUCUCUGCUUUCCUUCACCAUCCUCUUCCUGGCCUGGCUCGCCGGCUUCAGCUCGCGCCUCUUUGCGGUCAUCCGCUUCGAAAGCAUCAUCCACGAGUUCGACCCGAGGUUUAACUAUAGAUCAACACAUCAUCUUGCGUCUCAUGGGUUUUAUGAAUUUUUAAAUUGGUUUGAUGAAAGAGCAUGGUAUCCACUAGGAAGAAUAGUAGGUGGUACUGUUUACCCAGGGUUGAUGAUAACAGCUGGCCUUAUCCAUUGGAUUUUAAAUACAUUGAACAUAACAGUUCACAUAAGAGAUGUAUGUGUGUUCCUUGCACCAACUUUUAGCGGCCUUACAUCUAUAUCUACUUUCCUGCUUACCAGAGAACUUUGGAACCAAGGAGCAGGACUUUUAGCUGCUUGCUUUAUUGCUAUUGUACCAGGUUACAUUUCUCGGUCAGUAGCUGGAUCCUUUGAUAACGAAGGCAUUGCUAUUUUUGCACUUCAGUUCACAUAUUACUUGUGGGUAAAAUCUGUAAAAACUGGGUCAGUUUUUUGGACGAUGUGCUGCUGCUUGUCGUAUUUCUAUAUGGUCUCUGCUUGGGGUGGUUAUGUGUUUAUUAUCAACCUUAUUCCACUGCAUGUAUUUGUGUUGUUACUGAUGCAGAGAUACAGCAAAAGAGUCUACAUAGCAUAUAGCACUUUCUAUAUUGUGGGCCUGAUAUUAUCCAUGCAGAUACCUUUUGUGGGAUUCCAGCCAAUCAGAACAAGUGAACACAUGGCAGCUGCAGGUGUCUUUGCAUUGCUGCAAGCUUAUGCUUUCUUGCAGUAUCUGAGAGACCGGUUAACAAAACAAGAGUUCCAAACACUGUUCUUUUUGGGUGUGUCACUAGCCGCAGGUGCUGUGUUCCUUAGUGUCAUCUAUUUGACUUAUACAGGUUACAUUGCACCAUGGAGUGGCAGAUUUUACUCAUUGUGGGACACUGGGUAUGCAAAAAUACACAUUCCAAUUAUUGCAUCAGUGUCUGAGCAUCAACCUACGACUUGGGUAUCUUUCUUCUUUGAUCUACAUAUUCUUGUGUGUACCUUCCCAGCAGGCCUGUGGUUCUGCAUUAAAAAUAUCAACGAUGAAAGAGUAUUUGUUGCGCUGUAUGCCAUCAGUGCCGUCUACUUUGCGGGCGUGAUGGUGCGGCUGAUGUUGACCUUGACUCCAGUCGUCUGCAUGCUGUCUGCAAUUGCAUUCUCAAAUGUUUUUGAGCACUAUUUGGGGGACGACAUGAAAAGGGAAAACCCGCCUGUGGAGGACAGCAGUGAUGAGGAUGACAAGAGAAACCCGGGAAAUUUGUAUGAUAAGGCAGGCAAAGUGAGGAAGCAUGUGACCGAGCAGGAAAAAACAGAAGAGGGAUUAGGUCCUAAUAUAAAAAGCAUUGUCACCAUGCUCAUGCUGAUGCUGUUGAUGAUGUUUGCAGUCCACUGCACCUGGGUCACAAGCAAUGCCUACUCCAGCCCAAGCGUGGUCCUGGCCUCUUACAAUCAUGACGGAACUAGGAAUAUUUUAGAUGAUUUCAGAGAAGCUUACUUUUGGCUAAGGCAGAAUACAGAUGAACAUGCCCGAGUGAUGUCUUGGUGGGAUUACGGCUAUCAGAUUGCUGGGAUGGCUAAUAGAACCACUCUGGUGGAUAACAACACCUGGAAUAACAGCCACAUAGCACUGGUGGGAAAAGCUAUGUCUUCAAAUGAAACAGCAGCUUAUAAAAUCAUGAGGAGUUUGGAUGUAGAUUAUGUUUUGAUUAUUUUUGGAGGGGUUAUUGGCUAUUCUGGUGACGACAUCAACAAGUUUCUCUGGAUGGUUAGGAUAGCUGAAGGGGAACAUCCAAAAGAUAUUCGGGAAAGUGACUAUUUCACCUCACAAGGAGAAUUCCGUGUAGACAAAGCAGGAUCCCCUACUUUGCUGAAUUGCCUUAUGUAUAAAAUGUCAUACUACAGAUUUGGAGAAAUGCAGCUGGAUUUCCGUACACCUCCAGGUUUUGAUCGGACACGUAAUGCUGAGAUUGGAAACAAAGACAUUAAAUUCAAGCAUUUGGAGGAGGCCUUCACGUCAGAGCACUGGCUUGUAAGGAUAUAUAAAGUGAAAGCCCCUGAUAACAGGGAGACAUUAGACCACAAACCUCGAGUAACCAACAUUUUCCCCAAACAGAAGUAUUUGUCAAAGAAGACUGCAAAAAGGAAGCGUGGCUACAUUAAAAAUAAGCUUGUUUUUAAGAAAGGCAAGAAAAUAUCUAAGAAGACUGUUUAAAAACACUGUUCUGGUUCCUAACUUGAAGCAGAUGUCUUUGUGAGAACCGGUCUUGCCUUUAGCUCAUGUCGUGUUUCACAGCAGCGGAGGGUACAGAACCAUCACUGGUCCAGGUUAACAUACAAAACUCUGGCAACACCUGAUUUAAAAAAUAAAAUUGGCUUAUUGAGAACA